AUGAAUCGUAGAAUUGCCUUCAGUCCAUUAUAUCCACUCUGUUCAACACCGUUAUCUCGUAGUCCACGUUGUGAAUUUGCACAAGGUACUUCAGCAGCGGAUGGUUCAAUGUUACCUCGUACUAAUCGACCACGUGAAUUACGAAUUACGCCAGCAUCAUCGUUAAUGAUGCGUGCAACGGAUAAUGUUGGUAAUAAUACAUCAAAACAUACCUCUGGCAUAUAUUCAACUUCGUUUCGUGUGCACGGUGCAUCAGGAAAUAUGACUCCUGCUAACGGUGGUACGAAUAAGUCGGUAGUGGUCGAUGAAAUGGUACCAGUGAGUUCGACUACAAAUUCGCGAAAG
Molecule: messenger RNA, 345 nt
Organism: Acanthocheilonema viteae
Lineage: Eukaryota; Metazoa; Nematoda; Chromadorea; Rhabditida; Onchocercidae
Source: the annotation of a GenBank genome assembly